AUGCUACAGAAACCACUGGACCGAAGUCCAUCUAUCCCCGCGGUCCCGACGCAGAACAUUCGGUCGCUGAUCCAGCGGCCGAGACUGCACAACGGAGCCCAAAGGACGGCGAAUCUGAUCUUCCACGCGCUGAAAUCGUAUCCAAAAAUGAUGCUGCGCGACCGGAAUCUGCCUCCCUUCAUUCAUCCUCAUAUGGUUUUUUCUGAUGCUGAGGGCACCAGCAUGGAACCGUUGACCAACUGCCUUAGCCUGGUCCAUAUGACCAGCAGCCCUGCGGAAAGCACUCGCAAGCUCUUCUGGAAGAACGUUCACUGGGAAUGUGAACGACUGUAUACAGAGUAUAAUACACUUACUAGAUGGCAGCUACUUGCCGCGAUGCAGGCGCUCUCCAUCUAUCUCAUCAUCAGGCUGGACGAAGGCGAGACAGAGUACAACGAUUUUGAUUUGCUUUUGCUUUCGACGGUCACGGUGAUGGCAAAGCGACUCGGCGAGCGCACCGCAGAUCAGGGAUCCGGUCAUAUCCGUACACCCUGGAAGGACUGGGUGUUUCAAGAAUCAACACGACGGCUAUGCGUGAUCUACCAGGUCGUGAACAUGCUGGUCUACUUUGAUCCAGCAGCAAUAUGCGACCAUCAGACUGAUAUCCCUAUAUCGUCACUCCCGGCAAGGAAACAGCUCUGGGAAGCUGGCGAUGAGAUUGCAUGGAGGGUCGAGAAGGCGCGGGAGUCUGUAGGCAAUACUACAUUUGGUAUGGCUGUGGACGGUGAGCUUGUCCGAAUUAGCCAAAACGAUAUAUCUUGCUAUGGUGGAGUGAUAGUUCAGAAUACAUCCAGUAAUAGACAGAUCGCGAACUGGGAGGAUUGGUGUUCGGGAAUGGAUGAUAUGGGCGGGCUGGUUAUGCUUGCUGCUUCGUUAGUCGGAUAA
Aspergillus saccharolyticus JOP 1030-1 is the source of this 924-nucleotide messenger RNA. RefSeq lists its product as uncharacterized. NCBI's taxonomy places the organism in Eukaryota, Fungi, Ascomycota, Eurotiomycetes, Eurotiales, Aspergillaceae. Bases 1 to 924 code for a protein of 307 amino acids. The transcript is spliced from 4 exons. The record is from RefSeq and is a predicted model, not a curated record.